GGGGGGACAUGCACCGAGGCGAACUCCUUGCUGCACCGCAGUCUGCCAGCCUGCAUGUCCCUUUCGAUGUGCGACGGCAACGACGGCCUCACCCUCGCCAGCUCGUCAACCCAAAACCCCCCAACCUAGGAGACAGCAGAAAUGCAAUGCAGAAGAGCCCAGGCGGCCCAUUGGCCUCUCUCUCCACCUUCCACAACGACCGCCCUCACCUAUCAACACCACCCACGCGUUCCGUGAUUCGUAACCCCGCGCACUAACUAGGUCUGCCGUGGGACCUUCUGUGUCAUGCGCGCCCGUUUGAGGCCCUCUCCCACUGUGCUGUGCGUGGGGGACACGCGCGGCCAUGCCUCCGGUCGCCAUGGCCUGGGCCCGGCUUGUUGCCGUUGAGCGCCCCUCGGCCUGCUGCCCGCUGCCCGCUGGCCCUCUCUGGGCUGUCGUCAUGGCUACCCCUCAUUCUCCACGCCGGGACAUCAGCCGGAGCUUUUGGCUUUGCCGUCAAGCCCUCUUGAGAGCCACAAAAACACGCUCCGAAAAAAAACCCCCACCCACACGCUUGUGGUGGCCUUGAACGAAAUUCCCCCCAAACCUUGGCUAGGAUAACCUCGACCUGGAGCCGAGCUCGAUGUACCUUGGCCCCUCCUCUCCAUGGUGGGGAAGCCUGGUCCAAUAUCCAUCUCGGUAUUCAUCAGCCGCGCGGACCCCUCGCUGGACCUCUUCCCGGGCUUGCCCUAUGAUAGAGAGCGUGUGAUAUAUUUUCGGGUCCUCGGAAGCCCACAUACUGCCUCCACUGGUCUUUCUGCCGCCAGCUCCACGCCGCAUCGUCGCUAUUAGCCUGCCCCACGGGGUAGUCGACCCAUCGUCUUCUUUGACCCCUCACGGCACGAGCUCCGACCCCGGGCCUCUUCGUCGAGCGUGAUCCGUCCUGGGCUUGGUGCACUGUUUCCUUACCCGGCUUAAGAGUCGUGUUUUCUCCCGAGUAAUCUACGCUGCUAGUCGACCCUGAAUCCGCGGUAAUCAUCGUGUCUAGCCGUCGUUGUCCCAUACUUGCUUGUAACACACACCGGGUAGCUCCAUCAUCAUCAUCAUCAGCAUCGAAGCCUUGGAGCCACGGCAUCGCUGACUAGUCCGCAAGACUAGUGUGUGGGAGAAAAUAAAGCACUUGCCUCUGGAUCUCACAGCACACGGCCACAAUGAGCGAGAAGCAAGAACACAGCCGCGAGACCAAGCCCGGGGACUACCUCGACUGGGAGCGCCUUCCCCCUGGCGGACCUCUCAACAGAUACUCGGCCAAGAUCACAAGGGGCCAUGACUUCCCUGGCGCCCAGGCGAUGCUUUACGCAUCCGGCGUGCCCAACAAGGAGAUGAUGAAGAAUGCCCCACAGGUCGGCAUCGCCACUGUAUGGUGGGAGGGCAACCCAUGCAACACCCACUUGCUCGACCUAGGAAAGAUUGUCAAGAAGGCGGUAUUGAAGCAGGAUAUGCUGGCAUGGCAGUACAACACCGUGGGAGUGUCUGACGCCAUCACCAUGGGAGGCGAAGGAAUGCGAUUUUCACUCCAGACGCGCGAGAUCAUUGCCGACAGCAUCGAAACGGUGACGUGCGCACAGCACCACGACGCCAACAUCUCCAUCCCCGGGUGCGACAAGAACAUGCCCGGCGUGGUCAUCGCGGCCGCGCGCCACAACCGGCCGUUCCUCAUGAUCUACGGCGGCACCAUCAACAAGGGCCACUCGGAGCUGCUCGGCCGACCCAUCAACAUCUCGACGUGCUACGAGGCGUCGGGCGCCUACAUCUACGGCAAGCUCAAGCCGUGCGCCAGCGCGCCCAAGGUCAACGGCGCCGACCCCACCCCGUCCGACGUCAUGGACGACAUUGAGCGCCACGCCUGCCCGGGCGCCGGCGCGUGCGGCGGCAUGUACACGGCCAACACCAUGUCGACAGCCAUCGAGGCCAUGGGCCUGUGCCUACCCGGCAGCUCGUCGUACCCGGCCACCUCGCCCGAGAAGGCGCGCGAGUGCGAGCGCGCGGCCGAGGCCAUCAAGGUCAUCAUGGAGAAGGAUAUCCGGCCGCGCGACCUGCUGACCCGCGCCGCCUUUGAGAACGCCCUCGUGCUCACAAUGGUGCUCGGCGGCUCCACCAACGGCGUGCUGCACUUCCUCGCCAUGGCCAACUCGGCCGACGUGCCCCUGACCAUCGACGACAUUGACCGCACCAGCAGCCGCGUCCCCUUCCUGGCCGACCUGGCCCCGUCGGGCGAGUUCUACAUGGAGGACCUCUACCACGUCGGCGGCACCCCGUCGGUGCUCAAGAUGCUCAUCGCCGCCGGCCUCAUCGACGGCACCAUCCCCACAGUGACGGGCAAGACGCUAGCCGAAAACUGCGCCGACUGGCCGUCCCUGGACCCGGGUCAGAAGAUCAUCCGGCCCCUGGACAACCCCAUCAAGAAGACGGGCCACCUGCGCGUGCUCCGCGGCAACCUCGCCCCGGGCGGCGCCGUCGCCAAGAUCACGGGCAAGGAGGGCCUGUCCUUCACGGGCCGCGCGCGCGUCUACGACAAGGAGCACGAGCUCGACACCGCCCUGGCCAACAGCGAGAUCAAGGCCACAGACGGCAACCUCGUCGUCAUCGUGCGCUACGAGGGGCCCAAGGGCGGCCCCGGCAUGCCCGAGCAGCUGCGCGCCUCGGCCGCCAUCAUGGGCGCGGGCCUGUCCAACGUGGCCCUCGUCACCGACGGCCGCUACAGCGGCGCCAGCCACGGCUUCAUCGUCGGCCACGUCGUGCCCGAGGCCGCCAGCGGCGGGCCCAUCGCGCUCGUGCGCGACGGCGACUUGGUCCGCAUCGACGCCGUCGGGAACAAGCUCGAGAUCAUCGCCAUCGACGGCGUCGCCGCCGAGGGCGACGAGCCCGCCAUCCUGGCCGAGCUAGCCCGCAGGCGCGAGGCCUGGACCCCGCCCAAAGUGAGGCCGCUCCGCGGCGUGCUGGCAAAGUACGCCCGCCUCGUCGGCGACGCCAGCCACGGCGCCGUGACGGACCAGGCCGAACCGAGCUGGUAGGAGGUGAGGCAUUUCGGUGGUUGGGGGUUUGAUUGCCUAGGUAGGCAGGCCCCUGGGUAGCUACUUUUAGUCAUGUCGAGCCGCAGUGAAAAAAAAAAAGUACUUGUAAUGAAUAAACAUAGCUUGGCCAUGUGGACGGGACUUUGCUAUGGACGGCAAACAGAGCAACGUGACGCACAACCACAGACGGAAGGCCUCGGCU
This is a messenger RNA of Gaeumannomyces tritici R3-111a-1, 3255 nucleotides long. RefSeq lists its product as hypothetical. Gene Ontology annotation, cellular component: mitochondrion. Bases 1191 to 3053 code for a protein of 620 amino acids. Lineage: Eukaryota; Fungi; Ascomycota; Sordariomycetes; Magnaporthales; Magnaporthaceae. The record is from RefSeq and is a predicted model, not a curated record. The transcript has 5 exons. Gene Ontology annotation, molecular function: dihydroxy-acid dehydratase activity. Gene Ontology annotation, biological process: branched-chain amino acid biosynthetic process.